Colletotrichum higginsianum IMI 349063 is the source of this 1608-nucleotide messenger RNA. Its product is annotated as 1,3-beta-glucanosyltransferase. The transcript has 2 exons. Gene Ontology annotation, biological process: fungal-type cell wall (1->3)-beta-D-glucan biosynthetic process. Gene Ontology annotation, cellular component: cytoplasm; fungal-type cell wall. Gene Ontology annotation, molecular function: 1,3-beta-glucanosyltransferase activity. Bases 1 to 1608 code for a protein of 535 amino acids. The record is from RefSeq and is a predicted model, not a curated record. NCBI's taxonomy places the organism in Eukaryota, Fungi, Ascomycota, Sordariomycetes, Glomerellales, Glomerellaceae.
AUGGGUAAGGUCGCUACCGUCCUCUCGGCGGCUCUGCUGCUUGCCGGCAACGCCGCUGCUCUUGACCCCAUCGUCAUGAAGGGUACCAAGUUCUUCUACGAGAACGGCACCCAGUUCUUCAUGAAGGGUAUUGCCUACCAGCAGGAUACUGCCGCCGCCGGCGGUGAAUCCAAGACCGGCGAGUACAAGGACCCUCUCGCCGACGAGACUGCCUGCAAGCGCGAUGUCCCCAUCCUCGCCAAGGCCGGCACCAACACCAUUCGUACCUACGCCAUCGACCCCAAGAACAACCACGACGCCUGCAUGAAGCUCCUGAGCGACGCCGGCAUCUACGUCGUUUCCGAUCUGGGCGAGCCCAAGCUGUCCAUCAACCGUGAUAACGCCCAGUGGAACAUCGCCCUUUACGAGCGUUACACCGCCGUCAUCGACGCCCUCGCCAAGUACGACAAUACGAUCGGUUUCUUCGCCGGUAACGAGGUGUCCAACAACAAGACCAACACGGAGGCCUCGGCCUUCGUCAAGGCCGCCGUCCGCGACUCCAAGAAGCACAUCAAGGACAAGGGCUACCGCUGGAUGGGUGUUGGCUACGCUGCCAACGACGAUGCCGACAUCCGCACCAACUCGGCCCACUACUUCAACUGUGGUCCCGAGGAGACCGCCAUCGACUUCUGGGGUUACAACAUCUACUCGUGGUGUGGCAAGAACACCCUGGCCGGCGCCGGUUACACCACCCAGAUCGACUUCUUCAAGAACUACUCUGUCCCCGUCUUCUUCGCUGAGUACGGCUGCAACAUCCCCGACGGCGCCGAUGGCCGUAUCUUCCAGGAGACCACUGCUCUGUACGAGAAGGAGAUGACCGAAGUCUUCUCUGGUGGUAUCGUCUACAUGUUCCACCAGGAGGCCAACGACUACGGUCUCGUCGAGGUCAAGAACGGUCAGGCCAAGACCAUGAAGAACUACGACCAGCUUGCCUCCCGCGUUCUGGCUGCUACCCCCUCCGCCGUCCAGAUGGACUCGUACCAGCCCACCAACGAGGCCGCCGAGUGCCCCGGUGUCGCCUCCAACUGGGAGGUCCACGGCUCCGCUCUCCCCCCCACCCCCGACAGCUCUCUCUGCGAGUGCAUGGUCAAGAGCCUUUCUUGCACCCCCAAGUCCGGCCUGAAGGCUUCUGCUAUUGGCGAGAUCUUCGGCUUCAUCUGCGGUGCCGACCCCGCCUCUUGCAACGGCAUCAACACCAACACCACCACCGGUGUCUACGGUGCCUACUCCAUGUGCUCUGACGAGCAGAAGCUCGCCUUUGUCAUGGACUCGUACUACAAGGCCCAGAGAUCCGCCAGCACCGCCUGUGACCACGACGGCCAGGCUGAGGUUGUCUCCCCCUCCUCCGACAGCUCUUGCUCCUCCGCCCUUGCCUCCGCCAGCGCCGCCAACAGCGCUGCCGCUACCGCCACUGCCCCCGUCUCUUCCACCGCCAACCCCAGCUCCAGCGCUUCCGGCAACGCUGCUGCCGGUAACCCCUACCAGCCCAUCUUCAACUUUGGCGGUUUCGCUGUCGGCGCCUACCUGGUCGCCGCUGGUGCCGUCGGCGCUGCUAUGGUUGCCUUGUAG